Gopherus evgoodei (Goodes thornscrub tortoise) is the source of this 4798-nucleotide messenger RNA. It is a transcript of the gene DROSHA, whose product is annotated as drosha ribonuclease III. Gene Ontology annotation, molecular function: ribonuclease III activity; double-stranded RNA binding. The coding region runs from base 113 to 3700 and encodes 1195 amino acids. Gene Ontology annotation, cellular component: nucleus. NCBI's taxonomy places the organism in Eukaryota, Metazoa, Chordata, Testudines, Testudinidae. The record is from RefSeq and is a predicted model, not a curated record. The transcript has 28 exons. Gene Ontology annotation, biological process: regulation of gene expression; primary miRNA processing; pre-miRNA processing.
CUCCUCCCUCCCUUUUCCUGUUCCGGAGCCGGUGUCUGCCUGGCUGGUGCCCGGCCUGCGCCGCGGGUGUCUCGCUCCACGGGCUACGAGGGGGGGCUCGUUCAGGUGAAAGAUGUCUUUCCAUUCUGGACGAGGAUGCCCACGGGGUCGAGGAGGACCUGGAGUAAGAACGUCCACACAAACCUUCAGAUCUCAGAACCUGAGACAGCUUCACCCUCAACAGCCUUCAGUGCAGUACCAAUAUGACCAGCAGGUAGCUCCUCCGACUACCUACUCAAGCCCUCCAGCCACAGGAUAUGUGCCUCCCAGACCUGAUUUUAUACCGUAUCCGUCUCUGGUACCCCCUUCAGCACAGAGUCCAAUCAGCCAGUGUCCCAUGAGGCCGCCUUUUCCAAACCAUCAAGUAAGGCAGAGUUUUCCAGUCCCUCCUUGUUUCCCUCCUGCUCCUCCACCAGUCCCAAAUCCCAGUAAUUCCGCAGUACCAGGGGCCCCAUCUGGACAAAACACUUUUCCCUACAUGAUGCCACCUCCUUCAAUGCCUCAUCCUCCACCACCACCAGUGAUGCCGCAGCAAGUUAAUUAUCAACCUGUCUACUCUACAGGCUAUUCGCAGCAGGCUUUCCCACCUCCUAAUUUUAAUAGUUAUCAACAUAAUUCAAACUCCUUUCAGAGCAGCAACAGUAAUAGCAGCAGUAGCAGUAGCAGUCAUUUCCGGCACACAAGCCAAUAUCAGGUAGAAAAGACCCAAAGUGAACGAAGGUCUCCAGAGAGGAGUAAGCACUACGACGAGCAUCGGCACCGUGAUCAUAGUCACGUACAUGGAGACAGACAUCGGCUCAGUAACCAUGGAGAUCGGCGGGAUAGAGGAAGGAGCCCUGACAGGAGAAGGCAAGAAAGCAGUCGGCACAGGUCAGAUUAUGACAGAGGAAGGACGCCGCCUCGCCACAGAAGUUAUGAACGAAGCAGGGAACGGGAGAGGGAAAGACAUAGGCAUCGUGAUAGCCGAGGAUCACCAUCUUCAGAGAGGUCCUACAAAAAAGAUUACAAAAGGACCGGGAGCCGAUCCCCCAGCCGAGAGAGAAAGAGACCUCGAUGGGAGGAGGAGAGAGAGAGAUGGUCAGAGAAUCAGAGUGCCAGUAAAGAGAAGAGUUAUACCUCUAUUAAAGACAAAGAGCCAGAGGAGAUCAUUUCAGAAAAAAAUGAAGAGGAAGAGGAAGAAUUGCUCAAGCCUGUGUGGGUUCGUUGUACCCAUUCAGAAAGCUACUAUUCAAAUGACCCUAUGGAUCAAGUGGGGGACUCCACGGUGGUUGGAACAAGUCGGCUCCGAGAUUUGUAUGAAAGGUUUGAGGAGGAGUUAGGAAAGCGACAAGCAAAAGCCAAAGCAGCCCGGCCACCAUGGGAGCCACCAAAGACCAAACUCGAUGAGGACUUAGGUAAAUGCCACGUUGGCGAAGACCUGAAACCGAAGAGCUCCAGUGAGUCUGACUGUGACUCGGAUGACAAUAGCAGCUGUUCUAGCAGUUCAGAUUCUGAAGUGUUUGAUGUUAUUGCGGAAAUUAAGCGUAAAAAAGCUCACCCUGAUCGUCUGCAUGAGGAGCUCUGGUACAAUGACCCCGGACAGAUGAAUGAUGGACCACUGUGCAAAUGCAGUGCUAAAGCCAGACGAACAGGAAUAAGACACAGCAUUUAUCCUGGUGAAGAGCCUAUUAAGCCAUGUCGCCCCAUGACCAACAAUGCUGGAAGACUGUACCACUAUCGAAUUACAGUGUCACCUCCCACAAACUUCUUGACAGACAGGCCAACAGUUAUAGAAUAUGAUGACCAUGAAUAUAUCUUUGAAGGGUUUUCUAUGUUUGCACAUGCCCCUUUGACAAAUAUUCCUCUGUGUAAAGUAAUCAGAUUUAACAUUGACUAUACAAUUCAUUUCAUUGAAGAGAUGAUGCCUGAGAAUUUUUGUGUGAGAGGGCUUGAAUUAUUCUCUUUGUAUCUAUUCAGAGAUAUUUUGGAACUCUAUGACUGGAAUCUUAUAGGUCCUUCAUUUGAAAACAAUUCUUGUUGUCCAAGAUUUCAUUUCAUGCCACGGUUUGUGAGGUUUCUUCCGGAUGGAGGGAAAGAAGUGCUGUCAAUGCAUCAGAUCCUACUCUACUUGUUACGAUGCAACAAACCUUUAGUCCCAGAGGAGGAGAUUGCCAAUAUGCUUCAGUGGGAAGAGCUGGAAUGGCAGAAAUAUGCAGAAGAAUGCAAAGGAAUGAUCGUUACCAGUCCUGGCAUGAAACCCAGUUCAGUUCGUAUUGAUCAAUUGGACCGUGAGCAGUUCAACCCUGAUGUAAUUACUUUUCCCAUUAUUGUUCACUUUGGGAUACGGCCUGCUCAACUCAGUUAUGCUGGAGAUCCUCAGUACCAAAAGCUAUGGAAGAGCUAUGUGAAGCUGCGCCAUCUGCUGGCUAACAGUCCAAAAGUCAAACAGGCUGAUAAACAGAAGUUAUCUCAGAGAGAGGAAGCGCUACAGAAAAUCAGGCAGAAAAACACAAUGAGACGAGAAGUGACAGUGGAGUUAAGCAGCCAAGGAUUCUGGAAAACUGGUAUUCGUUCUGAUGUCUGCCAGCAUGCAAUGAUGCUUCCUGUUCUCACCCACCAUAUUCGCUACCAUCAAUGUCUGAUGCAUUUGGACAAAUUGAUAGGCUACACCUUUCAAGAUCGAUGCUUGCUACAGCUUGCCAUGACUCAUCCAAGCCAUCACCUAAACUUCGGAAUGAAUCCAGACCACGCAAGAAAUUCCUUGUCCAACUGUGGGAUUCGACAGCCCAAGUAUGGAGACCGAAAAGUCCACCACAUGCACAUGAGGAAAAAAGGAAUAAACACCUUGAUAAACAUUAUGUCCCGCCUUGGGCAAGAUGAUCCGACUCCUUCCCGGAUUAACCACAAUGAACGUUUAGAAUUUUUGGGAGAUGCUGUGGUGGAAUUUUUAACUAGUGUCCAUUUGUACUACCUGUUUCCAAGCCUAGAGGAAGGGGGGUUAGCUACAUAUCGCACUGCCAUUGUUCAGAACCAACAUCUUGCUAUGUUGGCCAAGAAGCUGGAACUGGAUCGGUUUAUGCUUUAUGCUCAUGGACCUGACCUUUGUAGGGAAUCAGAUCUACGUCAUGCGAUGGCCAACUGUUUUGAAGCUUUAAUAGGAGCUGUUUACCUGGAGGGAAGCCUAGAGGAAGCCAAACACUUAUUUGGACGUUUGCUCUUUAAUGACAUGGACCUACAGGAAGUAUGGCUUAAUUACCCACUACACCCACUCCAACUGCAAGAAUCAAACACUGAUCGGCAACUUAUUGAGACUUCCCCAGUUCUCCAGAAACUUACAGAGUUUGAGGAAGCAAUUGGAGUAAUUUUUACUCAUGUUCGGCUUCUGGCACGAGCCUUCACUUUGAGAACUGUGGGAUUUAACCACCUGACUCUAGGCCACAAUCAGAGGAUGGAAUUCCUGGGUGACUCCAUAAUGCAGUUGGUAGCCACUGAAUACUUAUUCAUACAUUUCCCUGAUCAUCACGAAGGGCACUUAACGUUGUUGCGAAGCUCAUUGGUGAACAACAGGACACAGGCCAAAGUAGCAGAAGAACUGGGUAUGCAGGAAUUUGCCAUCACUAAUGACAAGACCAAGAGACCCGUGGCUCUUCGGACUAAGACUUUGGCUGAUCUCUUGGAGUGAUCCUGUUGGAUUUGUGGUAAGAAAGGAAUUGGAGAGGUGUUGACCCACACUGCCUAUUAUACCCUUGCUAGGGUGCACUGCUUUGAAGAAUUUCCAGACUCAGGCUUACGGCAUGUAUGCAUACCACUUGUAGAUUACAGAUAGGGACCACGCAUCUUGAAGAACCUCCAGCUACAGUAAGUAAUCGCCAUUUUCAAGGGCCAGAUAUUCAAAUACUAGCCUCCCUUUUUGCAUCCCCUACAAGAAGACACGAAGAUGAUUUAGAUGCCUAAGUAUCCAAUUUGCAGGAGCAAUCAAGUACUUAUUUGUUCACAUGACCUAAGUUGUAUCCCUCAAAGAACUGCAGGUGCAAAAUUGUGGGCUCAGAAAUGGGAGGUUAGUAUAGGUGAUAUCAAAAAUUUGUCCCUAAGAGUAAAAAUUGAUUGGCAUUUGAGUCAGGAGGACAGGAGUUCUGACAGAUCAGAGGUAGUGACUCUGACAUGCUCUCAUUAUUAGCAAAAGAGAGGAAAAAGUGAUCCAGAAUGUAGGGGUACUCUGUGCUUCACUGAAUUUCAAUAGGAGGUUUCAAAAUAGCAUUUCCACAAAGAGUAUAGAGACACACAGAGCAAGCCCCUCAAUCCAUUUAUGAAAGUGUUUGCGGUUCUCCUUCCAAGGCAGGUGAAAUGGUAAUAAAUACUGUUCCAGGAAAGUUAAUCUGUAUCCAGUGCAUUUUAAUACAUUGUGUGAGAAGCUAAGAUCUGAUGGCUCUUGCCAAAUCCUUUUAGUAAAUAGAAACUAUUCACAAACAGUGAUUUAUACCUAAGCAUUUAUAGUGUGCGCAAUAGUGAUUUACUUCUAAGUCCUGGUCUGCUGGUUAAAUCACAGGACUAGGAGCCAGAUUCUGUUCCUGGCUCUAUAAAUGACUGUGUGUGUGAACGUGGGCAAGUUGCUUAACCUCUUGAUGACUCAGUUUCCUCCCCUGUAAAGCAGUGGUAACAAUAAUUCCCACAUCACAGCAGUGUUGUGAAGCUUAGUUUGUUGAUGAUUUUAAAGUGCUUUAAAUUACUCUUAUAGUGCUAUAAGAGUGCAAAGCACUACACUCCUCUUGCGUGGGUAGUA